Cuscuta campestris is the source of this 1041-nucleotide messenger RNA. The record is from the annotation of a GenBank genome assembly. Lineage: Eukaryota; Viridiplantae; Streptophyta; Magnoliopsida; Solanales; Convolvulaceae.
ACUACAUCGUCGGCCAUGGCUAAUAAUGCAUCUCAAAGAAUAAUAAUUAGCAACAAAAAAAGAAUGAAGAAACCCGAUUGAUCCCAAUUACAGCUUCGACCGACGAUGCUCAACCUGUGUCCGGUUCGAGACGGAGUGCAGGAGCCGAGCUUCGUGGUUUAUUACUUAGGAGAGAGUGAAAGUUGUGGCUAUUGUAUCGUUGAAGGAUUCUUAUGGAUGGAGUCAAUCUUUCGCCGGCAUUGUUCAGUUUUGACAUGGGGGUGUGAUUUUAUGGUCUUUAGCAACUUUUCUAACUCCUUGGUCUAUGGGGGUUUCCUUGCGGCCGGGCACUGUUUUUCAUUGGAUGUUGCUAAGCAUUGCAGAAGACGUAGCUCUUCCCUGCAUGAACAAUAUGAUUGCAAGAUGUUUUCCACGGACAGAACGAUCAAGGGCUGUAGCUCUUGCAAUGGCGGGAUUUCAGCUUGGAAGUGCUAUUGGGCUCACUCUCUCCAAUUCUCAUGUCCCAGGGUGGUUUGUUUGGACCAUUUGUUAUAUUUGGUCUAUCAGGCUUUCUUUGGGUUCUGAGCUGGGGAUUUUUGUGAUGCUUUCAUGGAUGCCAAUUUACUUCAAAACUAUAUACCGUGUUGAUCUCAGACAAGCAGCAUGGUUUAGUGCUGUUCCUUGGAGUAUAAUGGCAUUAAUGGGUUACGCUGCUGGUGUUUUAUCUGACCGUAUGAUUCGAAUUGGUAUGAGCGUUACACCGACCCGCAAAGUGAUGCAGUCAUUUGGUUUUUUUGGACCUGGGGUUGCCCUCAUUGGUUUAACUAAGGCUCCAGCUCCAACUCCAACAAUAGCAUCAGCUUGGCUUACUCUAGCUGUCGGGUUAAAAGCGUUCAGUCACUCUGGAUUCCUUGUAAACUUCCAGGAAAUCGUACCUCAGUAUUCAGGUGUUUUGCAUGCAACAAUAGGACGGAGGGUUACCAUAGCGGCUGAUGAUGGUGGUGGCCACCGUAGUGAAAGAUAGACGGGGCCGACUAUUGAACGGCAAGAGCAUAGGCUUGG